Molecule: messenger RNA, 1927 nt
Organism: Chlamydomonas reinhardtii
Lineage: Eukaryota; Viridiplantae; Chlorophyta; Chlorophyceae; Chlamydomonadales; Chlamydomonadaceae
Exons: 9
Coding region: 363-1589 (408 amino acids)
Biological process (GO): proteasome-mediated ubiquitin-dependent protein catabolic process; nucleotide-excision repair
Cellular component (GO): nucleoplasm; cytosol
Molecular function (GO): polyubiquitin modification-dependent protein binding; proteasome binding; damaged DNA binding
Source: RefSeq, a predicted model, not a curated record
AGUGAAAAAGCUUGUCGGGCUUGCGUAUCAUGAUGGUGUUCACAGUUCAGGUCACAAUGACGCGUCGGCUUGCGCGCAGGGCCAGGUGGCAAGCACCUUGUGGCUUGCAUUUCGUUUCAUUCUAAUGUUUUGGGAGCUACGAAGCAGGCUGUGAGCCAGGGCACAUCGGCUGCUUCUCGACGGGAAGUUCUCGUCAUGCGGCAUGGGCUGUGCAUGACCCAGCACUAAGUUAACUCCUGAAUUGUGUUGGUCUACUAAACCAUAUUGUUUGUAAACAAGGCCACUUAAUACCGUGUCAACUUUGGAAAAGGCGCGGCAGAUCUUGCAGAACAACUAGACCCUGCUGCGAGGCCUCGGUAAAAAUGAAGCUGACUUUCCGCACCAUUGCGGGAAAGAGCUUCAAUGUUGAAGCUGAGGACUCUAUGACUAUCGGCGCUUUGAAAGACAAAGUCCAGGAGACGCAGCCUGACUGCACGCGCGAGGCUAUGAAGCUCGUGUACAAGGGCAAGGUUCUGGACGAUGCCACCACGGUUGGGGACAACCAAGUGACGGAGCAGGGCUUCAUUGUGGUGUUCAUCCAGCCCAAGAAGGCUGAGGCCCCCAAGCCGGCUGCCGCGCCUGCUCCUGCCGCUGCGGAGCCCGCCGCUGCUACCGCUGCCUCGGUCCCGGCUGCUACUCCUACCGCGGCUCCCGCCGCCGACGCGCCCGCUGCCACUCCCGCCGCCGCGCCCACCGCCGCCGCUGCUCCUGCCGCCGCGCCGGCCGCCGGCGGCGCCCCCGCUGACUCCUACACGUCCGCUGCCUCGGGCCUUCUGGCGGGCUCGGCUCUGGAGACGGCCAUCGCUAACAUCUGCGAGAUGGGCUUCCCGCGCGAGGAGGUGGUUCGUGCCAUGCGUGCCGCCUUCAACAACCCCGACCGCGCAGUGGAGUACCUCAUGACAGGCAUCCCAGCGAACGCCGGGCCGCCGCCGCCCGCGGCCGGCGGGGCGCCGCCGGCGGCGGCGCAGGCGCAGCGCGCACCCGCGGCCGGCGGCGCGCCGUCCGCACAGGCACCCGCCGCGGCGCCUGGCGGCGGCGGCCCGCAGGCGCAGCCCUUCAAUAUGUUUGGCGGCCCCGCCCCCGGCGGCGGCGGCGGCGGUGACGCCGACCUGCCGCCCGAGCUGGCGGCGCUGCGGAACAACCCGGCCUUCGGCAUGCUGCGGGCGGCGGUUGCGCAGGACCCCCGGGCGCUGGUGCCGCUGCUGCAGCAACUGGGCCGGACCAAUCCGGAGUUGGUGCAGGUGAUCAACCAGCACCAGCAGGCCUUCCUGGCCAUGCUCACAGAGGCGGGGGACGACGACGAGGACGACGAAGGCGAAGGGGAGGACGAAGGGGAGAUGGACGACGCCAUGGCAGCGCUGCUGGGCGGCGCGGGCGGCGGCGGCGAGGGCGGAGGCAUGGUGGUGGAACUCAGCCCGGAUGACGAGGCGGCUAUUGGCCGGCUGGCAGCGCUGGGCUUUGACCGCAACGCCUGCCUGGAGGCCUACCUGGCGUGCGACAGGAACGAGGAGAUGGCUGCGAAUUUCCUGGCGGAGAACAUGUUUGACUAGGUUUGUUUGGUUAGGGCUGGUGGGGUUUUGGUGCUAGGAGCUAGAAGAGGACGGAUGUUUUGGGGGCGCGGGGAGGUAGGUAUGGCUUUUUAUUAGGGGCCCCGAACCGGUGGGUGCGGGCGGCGUCGGCGGCCGCCAGUACUGGUGUGUAGCGGGGCGCAACGCACUGGGUGCCGGCAAGUAAGGUAGGGGUAUGUCGCUGUUUGGUUGGGCGAAGGAUGUGAGUGGUGCGGUUGCAAGACCUAUCCGAGUGGAACAGUGGCAGGAACAGCGGCACGGACACCUUGCCCGCAAAGUGAUAGAGUACGGCGGGCAGCCAUGUAACGGAUGUAUGGGCG